This is a messenger RNA of Patiria miniata (bat star), 1978 nucleotides long. Its product is annotated as histone H2A-like. NCBI's taxonomy places the organism in Eukaryota, Metazoa, Echinodermata, Asteroidea, Valvatida, Asterinidae. Gene Ontology annotation, molecular function: protein heterodimerization activity; structural constituent of chromatin; DNA binding. The record is from RefSeq and is a predicted model, not a curated record. The transcript has a single exon. The coding region runs from base 160 to 579 and encodes 139 amino acids. Gene Ontology annotation, cellular component: nucleosome.
CAACGACGCACUGGGGUCAUUUGUGAUUUGGGCAUGCUACGCAAGUAGGAAUUGAGAUUGGAAAGCAACGACUAACCCUCCGACACUCAGGUUUUGACUACUUUUGAGGUGAUUAUUUGGCACUUCUUUCCGGAGUUUGGUCCAAGAGCUGGGAUUGUCAUGACUGGAAGAGGCAAAGGGGGCAAGGCCAAAGCCAUGGGAGCCAAGCCACGCAGUCGCUCCAACCGGGCAGGGCUGCAGUUCCCCGUGGGCCGGGUCCACCGGUUCAUGCGCAAGGGACGGUACAGCGAUCGUAUUGGGGCCGGGGCCCCCGUCUACAUGGCGGCCGUGCUGGAGUACCUGGUAGCUGAGAUCCUCGAGUUGGCCGGCAACGCAGCUCGGGACAACAAGAAGACUCGAAUCAACCCCCGUCACUUGCAGCUGGCCAUCCGGAACGACGAGGAGUUGAACAAGAUGAUGUCCGGAGUGACCAUCGCACAGGGAGGGGUGCUGCCCAACAUCCAGUCCGUUCUUCUACCGGCCACCAGCAAGGCCAACAAGGCGGCCAAAGCCCUGGCAGCACAGAGCCAGGAGUACUGAUAACUCAUCGGGGAUACCUGGCCAAAUUCCUCCCAGACUUUUGGAGGUUCUGACCGGAAGAGCUGGUCUACAAGACUACAACUGCGCUUGGGAACAACUGAGUCGUGAGACAUUUUUCCCAAGGUAUGUAGAAGUAUCGACGGGUUGCUGCCGACCUCUGUUACGAGUGAACAGAAGACGUUGAGAAGAGAUUACUUGAUUAAUUUCCUGGUUCAAGAACUGUUGAGCUAGAAUCCAUAUUCGUCUUGCGUCACAACAUACUUUCGACAAUAGAAAAGUCAUGCAUUUUGUAUUAUGUUUGAAUCUAGCUAUGGUAUAGAUAAUUUAAAAGAUGUUAUUGAAAACCUCAUUUGCAAAGGAAUAAAGUUAAUUCCUUUUGAUUAUCAGUGUUAAAAAAAACACCACAGCUUUAUGUUUUGCUGUACUGACCAUCAUGUUGCGGCCAUCUUGAUUUUUCCCAUUCAAUCAACGUAACCAAAGCGAGGCUGGAAGGAAAAUAGUCUAGUUCCUUUUUGCACAAACAAAAUAUCAUUCAGUACUGUUAUUGGAUACAGGGAACAUGACUGAAAUGGUGGCAGCAUGGUAAAGGUAUAUUGUGGAUAUCGCAGACUACAUAGUACAGUUUAUAUUUUACCAACAUAAAAACCAGUGUUUAUUGAAUAAAAAAAUGAGUGUUUAAAGUGUUUACAUGUAUUUAAAACAUGAGCCAGAUGAGACGAGUCAUGAAAAUUUUGAUAAAUAAGGCUCACCCACUUUCCAAGGAAAACAUUCCUCCUUCGUCGCCAAUGUCUGCUCCUGUCUCGUUUUGACAGCUUUAAUUUAUUGGAGAACAUAGGCUUUAUACACUAGAGUAGUCUAUAGUACACAAGAAAUAAUACCAAAAAAACCUCGCUAUAAUUAAAGAUUCCAAGUGUAAAAGCCCCAUUUUUACUGGGUUGAUUGGAUAACGUCUUCAUAGCGUUAGCCUUGGAUGGAUGGCACUGAGGAUUCGCCUCGUCUCUGUCGCUACGUUAUAACCUAAAAUCAACACAGUUUAUUCAAGUGGCUGUCACUUGUCAAUUAUCAUUCUCCAGUCUCUCGUCUGAUACUCCUCAGUAGAGUUUGUUUUCCUUCUUGGAUCGAUGUAGCAAAUUUCAAAGGAUUAUUUACUUUUGGCCAUUUCUGGUUGGAACUAAAACCAAUAUAAAUGGCGGGUUUUUUUGGGGGGGGGGGGUGUUGGGGGGCGAUCGUGCUUCUCACAAUGAUCCGAACAUUAAUGUAUGUUUAUUUUGUGUGGAACAUAUGUAAAAAAAGAUUUUCUUUAUUCAUUAAACAAUGCUUUUGGUUUUAGAUGAUAGUUAUUGUCUACUAAAUUUAUUUUGUUGUCGAGCUGUAAUGACUUUUUCAUGUUGGUUAUUUU